Molecule: messenger RNA, 2515 nt
Organism: Pimephales promelas (fathead minnow)
Lineage: Eukaryota; Metazoa; Chordata; Actinopteri; Cypriniformes; Leuciscidae
Gene: spag16
Product: sperm associated antigen 16
Biological process (GO): axoneme assembly
Cellular component (GO): axonemal central apparatus
Molecular function (GO): protein binding
Source: RefSeq, a predicted model, not a curated record
ACUUGGUAUGGUAAAGCACAACAGAGCGGCUGUGAAAAUGGCAGCUGAGGAAUCCGUCGACGGUCCAUAUUACCUCGAAAAAGUUGUGAUUCCAGAGGACUCCGAGGAUGAAUAUACAUACGACGAAGUGUCUGUCGACGACGAAUACAGCAUAACUGAGGGGGAAGAGGACUUGGAAACUGUCGUUAAAGCAGCACGGGAUCAAACCGAAUGCACAACACAGAGUGUCAGUUCAGCCAAACAUCCAGUUCCUAAAAUACCUGAGGUGGUGGACGACUUUCUCCGCAAUUAUCUGGUAAAAAUGGGCAUGAAAAGAACACUAGACUGCUUCCAGACAGAGUGGUUUGAGAUGAUACACAAAGGCUUAAUUAAAACAGACCAAAUGGAAUUCGUGCCUGAUGCCUAUACACACAACCAGCUCCUGGACAAUGAGCUAAAAAACACUGAAAGAGAGCGGGAUAGCUAUAAACAGGCUGCAUUUGAAGCUGGAGAAACCAUUGUAAAGCUCCAAAGAGAGAGAGACUUCCACAGGAUGCAGCACAAGCGUGUUGUUCAAGAGAAGAAUAGACUUAUUGAGGACAUAAAAAAGCUGAAGAAACACUACGCAUCCUACGAGCCUUCUCUUAGACAGCUAAACGAUAAGUAUCAGACAGCUGUGAGGCAGAAGAUGCUGGUUACUCUGGAGAGAGACAAAGUGUUCAGCCAGGUUCAGAACCUAGACUCUCUACGUACCACGCAGUCUUGCCCAGGAAGUCGAACAGCUCUAAAAGCUGCACAGGAAAGAGAAAAAACCCAGAAAGGAGCACACCCGCCAUGUGACAACGAUGCUAUAAAAGACCCCAACAAGAACACAAAACAUCCUAAGGAUUCGGAAUUCCCAGCCAGCACUCGCGUCAAUCCCUACUUGCCUCAAAUCAAAGCUUUGUCUUCUGUCAACACCAAAUCAGCCAACUUCUCUCUCUCAAAGUCUUUUAAAGCACACACAAUGGCAGUAAGUUUCCUCGCUCUCCAUCCCCGUAAAAUGAUAGUAGCCUCCUCAAGUGAUGACCAGCUUUGGAGAUUAUGGGGAAUACCCGAGGGAGACAUGAUCAUGACCGGCGAGGGUCACACUGAUUGGCUCUCAUCCUGUAGUUUCCAUCCCAGUGGUGGUUACCUGGGUACCACAAGCGGGGACGCCACAGUUAAAAUUUGGGACUUUGCUCAAGGUCGAUGCAUGCUCACUUUGGAGGGACACAUCCACGCCACCUGGGCCUGUUCCUUCCAUUCCUGUGGUGAUUUUGUGGCCUCUUGUUCUAUGGAUAACACUGCUAAAGUGUGGGACUUGAAUAGCGAGCGUUGCCGCUGCACUCUGCGUGGACAUGUCGACUCGGUGAACAGCAUUUCUUUCCUGCCCUUCUCAAAUAUUCUGCUAACCUGCUCGGCAGACAAGACCCUCUCUCUUUGGGAUGCCCGCGCUGGAUUGUGUGCCCAAACUUACUACGGCCACAAGCAUUCAUGCAACCACGCAGCCUUCAAUGCCACCGGUGACACAAUUGCUUCGUGCGACUCUUUUGGGGUGGUCAAAUUAUGGGAUGUGAGGAAUGUGUCAGCAAUGGUGUCCAUAGACACCGGGCCUCAUCCCAGCAAUCAAGUGGUCUUCAGUCCUAAUGGAAGAAUGCUAGCAGUGGCGAGUAACGAUGGCUCUGUGAAAACCGUAGAAGUGGCAUCUUUACAUAUGUCUAGUCUAAUAGCUCACGAGGACGCCGUUCAGAGUGUCGUUUUUGACCAUAAAGGGGAAUACAUACUAUCUGCAGGCUCUGAUGGUGCAAUUCACAUCUGGUCAUAACAAAACAUAUUUACAAUGGUUGAGAAAUGGUCAAAAUGAAAAUACAUUCUAAUCCUUAAAUAUGCAUGCCUAUUUGUUUAUAAAACAACGUUUCCUGCACACAAUGGACAAGCUUCUAAUUUCGGAAAGAAUGUUAUUAUAAGCUUUAAAUUAAAUAGCUAUUUAAAGCAAAAAGUGCAUUGCAAGAAUAUUUUCCAAAAAUAUUUAAUUUGUUAUUUAAUAAAAUGUCAUUUUCUUGUGCUUUGGCACUUUACACUGACAGGCAUAAGGGAUUAUUUACUUUUCGGAACAUGUUCUUAUUCAAUUUGCAUGUCUACACACGUUAUAACUUGCUCUCAGUCUGUAAUGACAUAUUUUCCUCUUUUAUAUUGUUUUCAAUGUUUUAAAUCAAUCAGUUAAUACAAUGUAAAACUCAUAUAGCAAAUAAAAAUCUGAUGCAACUAUUCAACUUGUUAGCUUAGACUUUUCUUCUUCUUUUUUUUAAGAUAAACUUUAACUGCAUGAUUAAAAAUGCAUAGGGCUGGAAACCAGUUAAAUUGGAACUCAAGUUAAAUUUAUUUACAUUUUUCAUUUCCCACCUUUAUUUCCUAAAUUAUUGUAAAUGUUUUUUUUUACCUUUAAUAUGCUAUCAAUGCAUUUUGUAAACAUUGUGUGAGUUACACAUUAAAAUCUGCAUAUCGAAUGAGAAAA